CUUAUGAUUUGGCAAAAGUUCUUUCAAUGGCUAAUCAGAAUGAAGAAGUUUUGUUGAAUAAUGAAAAUAAUGAUUUUUUUGACUAUUUUAAUAAUUCGAUCCAAAGUAAUAAAAUAUCAGAUUCAUAUGCAAUUGCUAUAGUAGCAAACACUGUAGCUGAUUUUAAUACUAUAGAGAUCUGUGAUGAUAAUUUUGAAAAUGAUUUAAAAGAUGCACAUUUUGAGUUAACUUUUUUAUUGUCAGAUGCAAAUUUUUUAAACAAUUAUGAUUUAGAAACAUGUAAAAACUUUUAUACUGGCAUUACCGAAGGAACUUUAGAUAUUUCUUACUUAGUUAACUUACGAAAAAAUCAUAAAUGUUAUAGCAACCAGGAUAUGAAGUGA
This is a messenger RNA of Dentiscutata heterogama, 383 nucleotides long. The record is from the annotation of a GenBank genome assembly. Lineage: Eukaryota; Fungi; Glomeromycota; Glomeromycetes; Diversisporales; Gigasporaceae.